GAGGUUGAUUCAAACGGGGUUCUCCCGCAUCGCGACGUCGACGUCGAAACGCACCAAUACCUUAACUCCCAUACCUCCGCGUGAACACGUGGAAACCUGCACAUACAAUCUCUCAACUGGCCGAUAUGAACCCAGCACCAGGCCAAGGUCAAGGCCUGGCGGGUCGGGCGCCCGCUCAAAAUGCCCAGGUUGCUGGCCAACCGAACCGACAGCAAGGUACCCUUUUAUAUCGGCCCGAGAUGAUGCGCGGGAUCGCCUAUCUCGGCGAGGAGGAAAAGAUCAAAUACGAGAAAGGGCUUGCUAGCCUCUGGAAAAUGCACGACACCGCCCCGCCUGGGUCUCCUCAACAAGAGGAUGCGAAGAAGAAAAUUGCCGAAUUCGGAAGGAUGCUCUCGCAAAAACUACAACAGCGUCGCCAAGCUCAACAACAACAGAACCAGCAACAGCAGCAACAGCAGCAACAGCAACAGCAACAGCAACAGCAGCAGUCCUUGCAGCAGCCCGGCCAAGCUCAGUCGGCGCAGCAUGGCCAACAAGCUUCCGCUGCUCAGGGAGGCAGUGGGCCAUCCGGCUCCAUGGCCAAUCCUCCUUCCCAACCACCUGCAACUGCUCCUCAGGCUGCGGCCGCCCAAGCGAGAACGUUGCCUCCCCAUAUCGUGAGCCACCUUAACGAGAUUCAGUUCCAGGCUCCGCCCAACGUUCAGGACAAGGCGAAAUGGCUGGAAGAGAUCAAGACGAAGUACGCACGGGCUCUGUGGCAGAUGGAUAAUGCCCGCAGCGCGACCAAGUCAAUCGAGCAGACCCUGCAGGAGAACCAGGCGCUGCCGCCGGAAGAGAGGAAGAAGUUGGAGGAUCGCAAGGCGCAACUUCAGAAGCAAUAUACCGACGCAAUCUCGUUCGCCAAUCUCGUGCGGAAGCAAUAUGGUAUCGGCGGUAACCAGAGGACAGCACAGAAUGGCGCCUCGGUCGCCGCAAACCAGCAGCGUCCACAAACUGCAGGAGCGCAAGGCGCCGUCCAGCCUGGCCCUGGAGUUAACAAUGGAGCGCCCGGCGCGGCUCCCGCAAACUCGAUGCAAAACUCGACCGCUGCUGUCAACGCGGCCAUUGAGGCUGCCAAAAAACAGCAGUUGGCGGCCGGCCGUGUGCCAGGUGCGGUGAAUGCGCUGCCGGCGCAGCAAGGACCGCACCCCCAGCACCAGUCACAAGGUCCGGCAACACCCGCACAGGCGCAACAGUCUCCGGUCACCCAAGCGCCUCCGGCGCAACCGAUUUCCUCGCAGCCCCAAUCGCAACAGCCUCAUCAAAUCCAGCAUCCGGCGGCGCCCGUCAAAGUCGAACCCGGGACGCAAGCCGCCCUUCCUACGCCUCUCAACACGGCCAUCGCCGCGGCGGCGUCUGUUGGUGGGAUACCGUCCGCGGGUACGCCGACGCAGAAUUCCGCCCGCCUCCAGACUCCGCAGUCGGCCACCCCGACGACCGCGAACGCCAAUAUUCGACCUCUCACGCACGCUGCUGCCGUCAAUCUCGCGUCGCAGCGCCCCGGUGUGAUUCCGGCACCGCCCACAACCGGACCCGGAAGCAACCAAGCCCCGGGACUUGGGGUGAUCGGCGCAGCGCAGCAGCAAGGCCAUUCCCACGCGCACCCCCCGCAACCGCAGCCCACCCCGCAAGCCAACUUGCAAUCUAAACUCCCGAUUCCAAAGGUGCUCCAUGAGAAGGCCGCCCAAAUGCCGACCCCCGUCCCUAACAUUGGAGGCAUUGGCAGCGCCGGUCGCCCCACCUACAGCGGUGGCGGCGGCAUCGGAGGCGGAGUCAUGAAUCAGCCCGCGCUUCCCAAGACCCCGGCAUAUCAGCUCGAGGGCGAGGGCGAGCGCAUACUCAACAAGAAGAAGCUGGACGAGCUUGUGCGCCAGGUCUGCGGUGGUACGGCCGAGGGCCAAGAGGGCAACCUAUUGACUCCAGAAGUAGAGGAGUCUGUCCUCAGCAUGGCCGAUUCGUUUGUCGACAAUGUCCUCCACCAGGCUUGCCGCAAUGCCAAGGAGCGAGGCUCCAAGGUGCUCGAGAUCCGCGACAUUCAGCUUGUGCUGGAGCGGACCUACAACAUCCGCAUACCCGGCUACUCGAGCGAGGAGCUGAGGACCGUUCGCAAGAUCCAGCCCAACAGCUCGUGGAUCAAGAAGAUGAGCGCCGUGCAAGCUGCCAAGGUUGUCCCCGGCAAGAGUGAUAUUUGAUUGGUUCUUCUAUCUUUCUCUCUCGCUUCCCGCACCAGCUUCGGGGAUCGUGCUACGGUUACCCUGGUGUAUUCUGGGGGGACUUAUUUCUGGUAUCGGCAUUCUGGCUUCUCAGCAGCUCG
Messenger RNA from Thermothelomyces thermophilus ATCC 42464, 2353 nucleotides. RefSeq lists its product as uncharacterized. Gene Ontology annotation, cellular component: SAGA complex; SLIK (SAGA-like) complex; transcription factor TFIID complex. The coding region runs from base 240 to 2231 and encodes 663 amino acids. The record is from RefSeq and is a predicted model, not a curated record. Gene Ontology annotation, biological process: DNA-templated transcription initiation; RNA polymerase II preinitiation complex assembly. Gene Ontology annotation, molecular function: protein heterodimerization activity; DNA binding; TBP-class protein binding. Lineage: Eukaryota; Fungi; Ascomycota; Sordariomycetes; Sordariales; Chaetomiaceae. The transcript is spliced from 2 exons.